AUGGACUCGCCCGCGCCCCGGCGGUACAUUCCCUUCGCCAUUGAAGAGUCGUCGCCAUCGCGCCCUGUCCCCUCGAGCCCGCCGAAGCUGCUGCCCGCCUUUGAGCCUCUGUCGUCGUCGCCCCUGCCGCGGCCCCCCAAGCGCAAGUAUGACGAGAACAACGCGCUGCCCAAGGCCGAGCUGAAGUACUACCCCACGCCAAUGCCCACCUCAUCCACCGGCGUGCUGCCCUCGUCGCCGACGCGCCAGGUCCGCCAGCCCCUGCAACGUACGCUGUCUGCUCUCUCCGAACGGAACCCUCUCUGCGCCGUGCCCUCGAUCGAGGUCCCCGCGAGUGGAGAGCCGCUGCUCAUGGGCCGCUCCAGCAAUUCAUCUCACCACCAGCUCUCUGCAAAUCGCCUAAUUUCACGCGUCCAUGUCCGUGCCGUCUACCACGCUCCGACCGACGAGCACGCGUCCGGUCGCGUCUUUAUCGAAUGUCUUGGCUGGAAUGGCGUCAAGGUGCACUGCCGCGGACAGAUAUACGAUCUGGCCAAGGGUGAUACCUUCUCCUCCGACCAACCCUCCGCCGACAUCAUGCUCGACGUCCAGGAUACGCGUGUCCUGCUCGCCUGGCCUUACGUGUGCGAUAGGAAACGGAGUAUGUCGGCGGCUUCGGACACGACUUGGGACGAGGCCACCCCCACCAGAAGGAGGGCCGGAUCCACCGCUGGCUUCAACUCUAGCCCUCCUCCCUUCGCCCCGCAAUCCCCCGAGUCGCCCGUGCCCAAGGCCGCUGAUGCCAAUGACGAGACGUUCCUAGCUUCUGACCCUGCUGACCUCGAGCCCCCAGCCGUCCAGGUGUAUGAAGACGGCGAGUCGGGCGACGACAAGGCGCGUGCUGCUCUUGCCGAGUCUCAAUCGUCGCGCACUGCCUCCGGCUCUGCCCCCGAGGGUAAGGGAUCUCAGACCAGUGCUUCGUCUUUUGACUCUGACGACUUCUCUGAUCGCGACGAAGAAAACGAUCCUGUGGUCCACUCGUUUGGUCCCUUUGGUGCAAACAUUCUCUCGCGCAUGCAGUCCAUGUCCAACGUGCACUCGUCCCAGAGCAGGCGCCGUCGUCCUCUUAAGGACCCAAGGUCCCACCCCGAGUCCCCCGACGGCGCACAGAGCAAUUCUGAUGCCCCGCGCACCAACCUCUCUGAGUCGACCACCAGGAUCAAUGAGUCGCCGAUCAAGAACCACGUCAUCAAUCAACUUGCCUUUUCCCGCCUACACUCGAUGCCCCUGUCGACGAUCCUUGGCAACCUGCCAGCGGAGCUGCGUGGCGGAUCCACCGAUGCUGCACGCUCUCGCCGCGCGAACAAGGGUUCCAUGCUGGAAGAGCAGGCUGCCGAGUCAAUGGCCAGAUUGAGUGGCAGCGAUCUUCAGCAGAUGCUCGACGCCAUCCCCUGCAUUGGUGAGAUUACUCGUGUCGGCAAGGAUGCAUCCGGCCAUGCCUUGGAGAACGAGUACUACUACGUCCCCGAGAUGGACUCGAACCAGAUGCGCCGUGAUGCCGUCAUGGGUGGCAUUGGUGGCACCGGCUUGCGCUCGGUAAGGAAGGCCCACAAGCAAUACUACUGGAAGCGCCCGCGCUACUGA
Lasiodiplodia theobromae is the source of this 1623-nucleotide messenger RNA. RefSeq names its product Transcription factor tos4. The record is from RefSeq and is a predicted model, not a curated record. The coding region runs from base 1 to 1623 and encodes 540 amino acids. Gene Ontology annotation, molecular function: protein binding. The transcript is spliced from 2 exons. NCBI's taxonomy places the organism in Eukaryota, Fungi, Ascomycota, Dothideomycetes, Botryosphaeriales, Botryosphaeriaceae.